GUUGGCGGCAACGAAGCUGGCGCCGUUCCAAACUGCCACUUUUUUCUCUUUUACAUCAUCCUAAUCCUACACACGACCAGCUUGUAUCGACUCUCCUUCCUCACUCUCGCAACACCACCGCUACACCCAUAUUCCCAUCCCUCCACACAUCACUUCACAAUGGCCAAGGGCGGCGACAAGAAGAAGGGCGGCGAUGGCUUCUCAGAGGGCGACACCAAGAAGGGCGCCAACCUCUUCAAGACCCGAUGCGCACAAUGCCACAACCUCAAGGAGUCCGAGGGCAACAAGAUCGGCCCCAACCUCCACGGGCUGUUCGGCCGCCACACCGGCUCCGUCGAGGGCUUCUCCUACACCGAUGCGAACAAGCAAAAGGCUAUCGUAUGGCAGGAGGAUACUCUGUUCGAGUACCUCGAGAACCCCAAGAAGUACAUCCCCGGCACCAAGAUGGCGUUUGGCGGGCUCAAGAAGGCCAAGGACAGGAACGACCUGAUCACCUUCUUGAAGGAGGAGACGGCUUAAAUGUCGCACAUCAUCACAAAAACAACCUUCGGCUACCUGAACCUGAGUCUGUAAUACUACCUACCUACCUCCCAACCAACGACACCCUUCCUUCGACCUCGACCGCAUAUCCAUCAUGCACACCAACCCCUUGCUCCUAGCGAAUCUGUCUUCUGGUGUUUGGGGAUGGACUGGAUUGGCCCGCAUCGAUUUGGAUGGCGGGCCGCCAAUUUGAGUGCGUACGUACUCCUUUGGUGUGUGUGUUGGUUUGGUGCUUGCAUAACUGCUGUGUAUAAAUCUCUUCACUCCAGUCUUCCUUGCUUUCUCUUCACUUGUAGCUUGGUUUCAGAGCACGUGCACUGCGACAAACGAGUG
Neohortaea acidophila is the source of this 873-nucleotide messenger RNA. Its product is annotated as cytochrome c. NCBI's taxonomy places the organism in Eukaryota, Fungi, Ascomycota, Dothideomycetes, Mycosphaerellales, Teratosphaeriaceae. Gene Ontology annotation, molecular function: electron transfer activity; heme binding. Gene Ontology annotation, cellular component: mitochondrial intermembrane space. The coding region runs from base 160 to 519 and encodes 119 amino acids. The transcript has 3 exons. Gene Ontology annotation, biological process: mitochondrial electron transport, ubiquinol to cytochrome c; mitochondrial electron transport, cytochrome c to oxygen. The record is from RefSeq and is a predicted model, not a curated record.